This is a messenger RNA of Centruroides sculpturatus (bark scorpion), 681 nucleotides long. RefSeq names its product UPF0454 protein C12orf49 homolog. The coding region runs from base 39 to 566 and encodes 175 amino acids. The transcript is spliced from 5 exons. Gene Ontology annotation, biological process: positive regulation of SREBP signaling pathway. Lineage: Eukaryota; Metazoa; Arthropoda; Arachnida; Scorpiones; Buthidae. The record is from RefSeq and is a predicted model, not a curated record.
CGCUGUAGUAUUUAUCAAUUUGUUGACGAGAUGCAAAAAUGUUAAAACGUUUAAGCAGACUUUUUAAACGAAAAUUAUUUUUAUUAAUUUUAUUUUUAUUGUUAUGCUGUUAUUGUAUUGUAAGCUUUAUGAGACAGACAGACAACUCAAGUUCAGACAUUACCGACAUUCGUCUUCCGGUACCAUCUUUUAACUGGCAUCCGCCGUAUGAUUUUAUUAACAAUGGAACCGGUAAAGGAUCAACUUGUCGUAACUCAAUACAAGGAAAAAUUUUAAUUGCUGAUGAUAAAGGAUAUGUAUGCGAAAGACACCAUGUGCUGUCCAAUGGAUGUUGUAAUCCAAAGGCUUCGACGGCAGAAAAAUAUUUGUGUAAAACGUGUCAGAGUAACGGUUGUUGUUCUGUUUACGAACAUUGCAUCUCAUGUUGUCUGCAACCUGAAAAGAAAGCAUUAUUACAAAAGAUUUUGGAAAAAGCAUCCGAAGCAUUCAAUGUAUUAUUUGCAUCUAUAACCGAUCAUUUUGAAUUAUGUCUUACAAAAUGCCGAACAUCUUCACAGAUAGAAUAACUGGUAAUAUACUUGCAAGAACUAGACUUGAAUGCCAUUCUAAGUACAGAGUCCAUACAGACCCAGAAAGUCAGGAAAUAAGAUUUUUAGCUGAAAAAGUCAUGGAAAGUUAGGA